Messenger RNA from Vanessa atalanta (red admiral), 888 nucleotides. Its product is annotated as mucin-2-like. The coding region runs from base 1 to 888 and encodes 295 amino acids. The record is from RefSeq and is a predicted model, not a curated record. NCBI's taxonomy places the organism in Eukaryota, Metazoa, Arthropoda, Insecta, Lepidoptera, Nymphalidae. The transcript has 3 exons.
AUGAUGCCAGAAACAACGUCAACUAUCAUACCAGAAACAACUUCAACCAUCAUGCCUGACACAACGUCAACCAUCUCGCCAGAAACGACGUCAACCAUCAUGCCAGAAACAACGUCAACUAUCGUUCCAGAAACAACAUUACCCAUCGUACCAGAAACAACUUCAACCAUCAUGCCAGACACAACGUCAACCAUCAUGCCAGAAACAACGUCAACCGUCGUGCCAGAAACAACUUCAGCCAUCAUGCCAGAAACAACAUCAACUAUCAUGCCGGAAACAACUUCAACCAUCAUACCAGAAACAACGUCAACUGUCGUUCCAGAAACAACUUCAACCAUGAUGCCAGAAACAACGUCAACUAUCAUACCAGAAACAACUUCAACCAUCAUGCCAGAAACAACGUCAACCGUCGUGCCAGAAACAACGUCAACCGUCGUGCCAGAAACAACUUCAGCCAUCAUGCCAGAAACAACGUCAACUAUCAUGCCAGAAACAACGUCAACCAUCGUGCCAGAAACAACUUCAACCAUCAUGCCAGAAACAACGUCAACUAUCGUUCCAGAAACAACAUCACCCAUCGUGCCAGAAACGCCUUCAACCAUCGUGCCAGAGACAACAUCACCCAUUGUGCCAGACACCCCUUCUACCAUCGCGCCAGAAACAACGUCAACUAUCGUGCCAGAAACAACCUCAACUAUUGUACCAGAAUCAACUUCAACCAUCGCGCCAGAAACAACUGAGGGAAAUGACGUCAGAGUUCAAGCUAUGUCCGGAGUAAUGUUACGCGAGUGCCAGAAGCGUAGAGGAGUUUAUUAUUCCGGUGGAGCCAAUAAGAAAAACGGAAACUCGAAAAUGUUUCACUUUUCCACCAUGCUUAUGGGGGUUUAA